Molecule: messenger RNA, 765 nt
Organism: Olea europaea var. sylvestris
Lineage: Eukaryota; Viridiplantae; Streptophyta; Magnoliopsida; Lamiales; Oleaceae
Product: protein FAR-RED IMPAIRED RESPONSE 1-like
Exons: 5
Coding region: 1-765 (254 amino acids)
Biological process (GO): regulation of DNA-templated transcription
Source: RefSeq, a predicted model, not a curated record
AUGUCCACAACUCAGCGAAGUGAGAGUAUGAAUGCUUUCUUCGACGGUUAUGUCCAUUCGAAAACCUCUCUGAAGCAGUUUGUGGAACAAUAUGAAAGAGCACUCAGAAGUAAGGUCGAAAAGGAGUUCCAAGCUGAUUUCAAGUCAUACCCACAAACUGUGGAGGAAAGUGUUAGCAGAGCAUACACAAGAGUUGCAAUGAAUUACGAUGGUCUAGUCAGUACCCCUGAACAGUUGAGGUAUGACAGUAUGUGUAAAGCUUUUGCGGAGGUAGCUGACCUUGCUGUAGAUGAUGAGUGUUGGACACGUGUCAUAUUGGACUGGAUAAAAGUACAAGCGAAUAAGCUGAAGUCUACAAAGUCGUGUAUUGCAAGUAAUAUCGUUUCUCAUUGUACUCCUUCACAAAUUGCUGCAACCAACAACAUAUUGGAUCCCAAUGUUGCAAAGAAAAAGGGGGCACCUAGUGACUUCGGAGAAAGAGCAAGUUCGACGACGAGCAAGGGGAAGAGGUCGAGACAAAGGCACAGUAAUACUGUGGAGGCUGCACCUGAAUUUGUAGCGUCGCAAGAACAAUAUUCAACGCAAACACCAUUCUCUUAUUCACAACUAUUGUUGGGCGAUGCCGAAAGCUUUGUCUGUACACAACCCUUGCCAACAUCGGAUGCACUCCCUCCAUUGCCAACAAGUGUUAUAUUCCGCCCACAAGGUCAUCCAUUUCCUUACUACUAUAUGCCUAUGACGCCACAAGAUGGUCCAACCUUAUAA